UCGAACUUAAAAUAUGGAUGAGGAAACUUGGUUUUCCUUCUGCGAUGAAAGCGUGCCACAUGCUGGUGCUAUGGAGCAAUUGGAAUAUCAUGCCUCAUUGAAUGCAGUACUGGGAAUUACAAAAGAAAAUACGAUAAAAAUUUUCGAUGAAAAUUCUGGUGUUACUCUACAACAAGUAAUUCAUGGUACAAAACCGAAAAAGAGAUUGAAAUGUUGCUACCAUAAAUCAAAACGAAGCGUUGCAAUAACUGACAGUCAAUCGGUUGGAUACCGGUUUGAUAAUAACGGAAUUCUUCUCAUCAACACCGCUCUUCAAACUCCUGUUUCUGCAAAUACAGAUGCAGUGAUUCUUGAACUACCAAUUUCUGAUGCUCGGCUGCUGACCAAUUUCAUUCAAGAUAGUGAUUUUACAUCCUCGGCACAAGAUGGUGGCAAUCAGAAACCCAAGAUUGAAGGAUCAGAUGUUGACGCAGUGGAGGAAUUGCUCAGUAUUUUGGUUAAAGAAAUCAGUAAUACAGAUGAGAGAGAUAAGAUGACUCUUUCUGGCAAAUGGACAACAGUGAAGAUAUCUCUUCCCUACUCUACUCUCAAAUCAGCUUGCCAAACACUGUUUAUUCCACACCAGAGACGGGUGCAAUCGAUAGAGAAACGAUCCAUGGUCCCAGGAUAUCAUGAAUCAUCUCAUUCUUCUUACGGAUUACCGAUCGUAUCUUCUAUGCUGCAUCAACUGGUUCUGCUCAACCCAUCAGAUAACCCAGGAUGCCAUGGACCUGUCAUUAGGAUGCCAUCUCGUGAGCUGAUGUAUGCAGAAUUAACAAGAAGAGCUACGUUCACAGAAUGGCCACAUUCAAAAUACAAAUAUGCUCUUCCACAUGCGAUGGCAGAGGCAGGCUUCUAUCACCAACCAGCAGCGGCAGGAGACGACAGAGCGAUGUGCUUUGCUUGCAAUGUUUGUCUUGUCUGUUGGGAACCAUCUGAUGAACCAUGGUCUGAACAUGAACGCCAUUCACCAUCCUGUCCGUUUGUGUGUUGUGAACCAACAGUUAACGUCCCGAUCUCUGUAAGUUAUGCUACACAACCUGCAUUGCCAAACCCUUUCACAAACCUGGAGGGGUCAGAGGUCAACAUAGCAGGGUCAGAGAGCCGGUCAAAGGUUAUUCCCACACUGGAUUUUAUCACUGCUGGUGAGAACUCAAAUAUCAUUGCAGCUGCUUCACGAGAUGGAUAUCUGGCAACAUGGGAUGUCAGUGAUAUGAUGCCCCAGCUUCAAAGCAUCUCAUCAAUUUGCAAAUCAAGCGUCUUUUUCUCUCUACGACGACGACUCAAGCACGAGAACUUUCCAAAUGCUGAAAGCUUUGUUUCAGCAAACUAUUCCAUGUCCAACCUCAAGGUUACAAGUCUUCAUAUACUCGACAAGUUAGCCCCAGAACCAGAAUUUGAAGCGUGUGACCCCGAACAAUAUCUAAUCACCACGGCAACGGAGGAAAAUGAGGAGUUUAAAAAAAGUUACGAAAAAUCAGAAAUGAAAGUGACGUCAAGCGCAAUUUCACCCAUAAUUGUGAAAACCCCCUCUAUCGUAGUGGGGGUAACGAUUGAGUUGACCCCGCGACCCUUUAGGGGGAGUAGCGUUCAUAACUUGAGUAAAACUAAAAUUGGGAGUAGGACAAAGAACCCUAGUAAAGCUCCCAAAAUAUCUACUGAGGAGAGGAAAUCCCCUAACAUCGAUACAAACAUCACACCUAGCGUAGAACACCCAACCCCAAUGACAAAUAAUCCCAGCAAUGCCACAGAUGAAUCAUCUAAUGCCACAAACACUUCUUCCGAAGUCAUAAAUAAUAAUAAUGUCAUGAAUGUGCCCCCAGGUGCCACAGAAAAUUUCUCAAAUGCCAUGGAUGUCCUAGAACUGACUUCAACUGGUCCUAUCGAAAAUCUUGGUAAUCCAGUAAUACUGGAAUUGCCAACCCAGAGCAUAGAUGCUGAUAAAAAAUCUGAGGUCCCCCCACUUGCAGAGAAAUCUGACGAUUGUUCAGAGGAGCAGAGUUAUAUAUCUUCUUGUGGAAGGGGAAGUCCCAGAAAAGAACCCCCUCCUGCUUUGGAAUCUCAUAAAUUCUCUCUCCUGCUUUUUCUGAGGACUGAAGACAAUAAAGAUCUAAAAAGCACCUUGGGGUCCAAAUCUCAGAAGCAGCAACUAUCAAUGUCCAAGACCACGCUUUUCCAACCCCAGCCAAUGGAAGGAGUGGAAAUAUAUCCGCCUCCUGAUGCUCCGAUGACCAAUGGUGUGGGGUCUGUCUCUAUCCCACAGAGUUUUCAAAUGGCGAACAAACAAAUGAUGCCCCUGAUGGAACUUGCAAUGCAACAACAACAGGCGUCUGAUAUCUCGGUUCCUCCAGUCCAGAUGAAUUUACAGAACAUGCCUCCAUACCUUCCUCAGACGGCCGAAGAAUUUGAAGAAUAUGCCCAAGACGUUCUCACUGAGAUUUUCCCCGAUGAAAUGGCUGAAAUGGAGAACGAACUCAAUAAUCCACACGGUGGAUUGAUGGUUGAUGAGAAUGCCAAUAUUACACUCCCCGAUGAAGAAGAAGAUGCUGCCUCUAGUGGCAUAAAAAAAAAAUGCCUGCCAGCGACUAUACUACAGCUAGUCCUGAUUGACCAUUGUGCAAAACCUGAGAAAUCUGAUUCAAAAAAGCAAAUUCAAGUUAUCAACAAUAUACUCACUACAGAAGAUGGGUGCAAGAUGGUUGUUGGGACUUGCCCAGAAGAUUGUCUCAAGAGUGACAUUGGCACGCCUCAAGAGAACCAACCAAUCAAAGUUGAUGAUGUUGGUUCAGAAAAUAUGCCUGGCCUUGAUCAACCAAUCGAAAUGCAGGAUGAAGCCACACCCACAAUUCAACAACUAAUCAAAACCGAUGAGGAGGAUUUGGAUAACUCUCAAUCAAUUAAUGCAGAGGAAAUUUUAAAAAUGGACGACGCCCCAACCACACCUCAGAAUCAUACAAUUGGAGUUCAAAUCAUGACCACACCUAAAGCUGAUCAACCAAUCAUUGCCCAAGCUUUUUCCACGCCCAAUGUGGAUCAGCCAAUGAAAAUUCAAGAAGAUGCAAAAAUGGAAACUGUCGGAAUUGAAGAUAUAUCUUGUAAUAGUCGAGGGAAAUUGUUCGUUUUUAAGAUUGAACCUUCAAGCAAUGUGAGUUGUGUUUCACCGAAAGAGAUUUCUUCUGUCGAUAAAGAUAAAUCAUGGAUCUACUCUCUGAUCUACGACCAACUCUUGAUUCUACCGUCUGACUUUAAUCAAUCCUCCUACGAGGAUGAGGAUGUGGAUAGCAUGGAAGGAGAAGAGGAUGAGCAAUCAAUGAAAGAGAAUAAGGAGGAGCAAGAAGUGGGAAAAAGUGAUGAGAGUUUGAGUCCUACUCCACCUGGAUCAUUGUUUAUCCUGGGAUUGACAAGAGAUGGUGAAAUUAAUGUUAUGAAUCUGGCAACCCUGGAAGUUGUUUUCAAAACUAAUCCAACAGAGAUAUUCGCAAUGACUCCAAUCAACUCUCCUGAAACAGUGCAAGAAGUUAUAUCGACUACUGAUGUGGAACCAGAAAAGCAGAGCUCGAAAACUUCAACAAUUUUAUCUGAUCCAGAGAAAUUCACUGCUAUUACUUAUUGCUCUGGUACCGAAAGACUUUGUGCUUCUACUGACACUGGGAAGCUUGUGUUUUUGAAGAUUGGGAAGCAUUCUCCCAGCAUCACUAAGCCAGCAAUUGAAGGUUCAUCUCAGCCUUCAACUGCACCUGGAACUUCAACUGCCCAGGCCUCUGACCAAGUAGACGGGCCGUCCACUACUGAGACCAAAAAAACUAAACUCACUCCAGCCAUGUUGAUUGUCAAUCACCCUCUGACUACAGAGAACCUGAAGAAUCUCGUUCAUCUUACAAAGUUUGAACCAAUGCGCCCCAGAUUCACAGCGAAUGCCCCAGUUUGUUGGACAGAGGUUCCAUUCAGCCCCAACCUGGGUUCUGGGGCUGUCAGUCAGACUGGACCAUACUACACAGUCCCACAACCUGAGAAGGCGGGGUACAGAAGGCAAGGCGUGGCCCAAAUGUCAACUGCUCAACAACAGCCUUAUAGAAGACAUUUACGACAUGCUAAUGAGCAUUACCCUCCUGAUGCUGUAUCAUAUACAAGGGCUUGGAGACUUCAACCUGAUUGCCUCAGUUGGAGUGAACAUCUAUUCGAACUAGUGUUCCCAAGGCCAACCAACAUCAGCCAUAUUGAUCUUAAGUUUGUUCUCUCAAGAAAAUUAAAGCCAGGAUCUGACAUACAGAUAACACUUCUGAAGCACCCUGGACUUACCACCAGUAAGAAUGAGAUUCUACGAAACGAACAGCGGAGAAAAUGGCGCCAUCAUUCAAAAGUCUCGGCCCCGGGGUCCAAGAAAGAUGGAAAGUCGAGAUUUGCUGCUAUUGCUGAUGAAAGAUUUCCUAAAGUUAUGCAUCUGCUCACAAUGAAUUUUGUUGACAAUUUAAUGGAAUCAGACAUUGAAAACCCAAUUUUACUUGUGGUUUUUGAGCGAAAAACAUCGGAAUCUAUGGCAAAAGAAUGGGUCAUGAUGGAUGGGAGCAGAAAGACAAUCAUUGCCAUGUGCAAAAAAUGUUUCACAGGCAUAAAGGUGGGGGAUUUGGUCGUUGUCAAUGGUUACAUGAGAGUUUGUGUUGGGACGAGCAGUGUGAGAAUUAUUGUCGGUGCCUUAAAAAUAUGCACAGAAGAGGAGAUUUCUUCAUUGUCGGCUGAUGAACUCAAGUCUUUAGAAGAAGAUGUUUACUGGUCCAGAACAACCAGUGGUGAGGAACCAAUCAGCAACGACACUGACAAUGAUCCACCAAGUGAUGGCGCCACAGGGCAGUCCGAAGAAAAGGGCAUUGAAGAGCCUUCUGCAGAAGACCCUGAUCAAGAUGAUGAUGUCAUAGAAGAUAACAGUCAUGCUUCAAUGAAUGAGUCCCCGCCUUCUUUGAUUGACAUGUCAGGAACUGAAGAACAUGAUGAGAGCAUGAACCAAGAUGGUUCUUCCGUCCUCUUUGGACCAGUCAACCUAUCAGACUACACAGAUGCGAGCGGCAUUGGUGGCGUGGUUACGAUUGCAAGUCGUUUCAUUAUUAAAGAACCGAGGCAUAGAGCUGUUUUAGUGCAAAUCCAGGAUGCAAGCAGUGCAAAGCUAGUGAAAAUAGGUUCUCUCUCUGAUGAAUGGAGAAAAAGAGGUUGCAAUCGUUUGCAGGAGAUUUCUAUCACUGUAAAUAAGUCUCAGAGAACGAAUAUUGCUCAUGAAAGGACUCAAAGAUUCAGUCUUAUGUGUUCCCGAUCACUUCAUAAAAAACUUUUGAACGGCCUCUGCGAACAGGAAACUAACAGCGCCCCAAGUGGCGAAAUAUUCGUUGCGGAAUCUUUGCCACAAAAAGUCGUCGCACUCGACAUUUUGAAUUGGGUUGGAGCAUUGGAAACGGCAAAUCCAAAUGAACGAAAGAAAAACAGUAGUGGCUCAGACAACUCUUCAAGAGUUGUCGCGAAUACAAGAUCUCUAGCGCCCUCAGAAACUUUGGCAUGGCUUUUAUGCUUUUUUGACGGCAAAAUCAAGAAAUCUUCGAGACAUAGUAAAACUUUGGAUGCUACCCUUGGGGAGGACAACCCGAAAAAAGUUGAUGAAAAAAAUGAAAAAUCAACGAAAAUUGUCGACGGUGUCUACACGCUGAAAAAAUUCCUGAUAUCGUGUUUCUUAUAUUCCGGAAGAGAUGUUUCUGUACGGGCUCUGCGUCUUAUCUUCAAUACAGUAUUAUGCGUUGAUGUUAGCGGUCCAAAUUCUCUCUCAAAGUCUGAAAUUAUUUCCGGAGUUGAAAUUCUAAGUAAAGCUGUCUUAGAAUGCUUAGAAAUGGCAUUGGAACGAAAAGUUGAAUCUGCUCAUGGACUAUAUUGCUUGUUUCAAAUUUUGAGCGUUGUCAUAGCAACUGAGGUUCAAAAGGGCAAAGGUCAGAGUUCAUUGCUUAUAGAAUUGUUGGAAAAAUGUGUUUCCGUGCUUGCGAAGUCUUCAACUUUAAUGAGAGAGAGCAUCCACCCUUUGCAUGUUUUGCUGCGAGCGUCGCAUGGGUUAUAUGGAACGCCCUUUGACCCUGAACGUUUUACUGUUGAAUUCGUAGGCGGUUCACACAGGAAUCUUACACCACCUAGUGGUUCCACUCCAAUGGCUGUGACAGAACACGCAACGAAACAACAAUCAUGGGAGAAAUAUUUUAGCAGCGAGGAGUUGAACAUGCAAGACCUAGUUACGCCACGAAGUCUCGGCAUUCGACGUGGACUCGCAAUCGGAGACCUGAUUGACGGACUAUCUUUAUCUCGAUUUGGACUCUUGGAUUGCCAGCCGCUGCAUUUUACGUGUGUCGAGUCAAGCGAAGGGUGUUCUGUCGGAUUUGACACUGAAAACGACCUGGAAAGUUCUGUUCCGAAUAUUACAGUUGCAAAUGAUAUUGUUGCGUCCAGCGCAAGCCCUGCCUUGGGCCCCAACCAACAUCCCAAUUUAUAUACAGAUGCCAUAAAUGACAUCCUGCAUUGGUAUUCCUCACCGGAACAAAGAACUGAAAAGCUGAAACUGUUGGCAGAAAAAGGUUAUUGCGAACUUCCCAAAACUUAUGUGAAAAAAAUGCAACAAGAUUCUGCACCGAAAAGAAGUUUACCCAUAUUCAUGGAAGCGUCAGAAAAUUUACCAAUCAAUGCUGAGUUGAAGAGUACAUCAGCGGAACAAAAAGUGUCGAUGAAUAUCGUCAUCCCCAAUAUGAGUUUCAGUUUACCGCCAACUAGUGUAUUGACGGUGUCUCGAAUGCACUCAGGUGCUCGCCGAAGCGUCGUGUUGGAUUUUGGUCAAAUUGUAGAACUAACAGACGUUCAUAUACCAUCAUGUCCGGAUAUAUCCUCUCUGGUUCUUGAGGGUACGAAAGACGCGACGCUGAACAAAGCUGUUUUCACUCACGUUGGGGUUACGUUAGAUAUUUGUGACCACGAUUUCGUCUUGAGCAAUCUAGCACCUCCAGUGUUGUGUCGUUACGUGAGAAUAACCGUGAUUGGAAGAUAUGGAACCACAAACGCACAGACUUGUGUGAGUCUAGGUCGUUUCUAUGGCCGCCCCGCUUGCGUCGGAUACCGGAAAAAUCAUUUGAACUUUGACCCUCAGACUGCUGUUCCCUCACCCCCCAAAAAGAGCAUGAAAGAUUCUGCGGAAGAGACUUCCACUCAACAAGACGAGCAUCCUAUUCUACUUGAUUUAUUGGAUGUCAGUGAUUCGAUCGCAGGAAAGUCCGCAGUUCAAAGGUCAAUAGGUUAUUUGAGGUCAUAUCAAGAUGACAUUGAGUGCAGAUAUAGUCUCGCAUGUAACCAGUUGCGAACAUUCUUAUCUGCUACACAUUCUGGAAAAAGUGCUGACUCAUCAAAAUUUUCAGAUCUUUUCAUGGAAAACUUCCCUUUUAAUACCCAAUCAAAAUUCGGCAAAGGAGGACAAAUGAAAAAACUCACAACAGCGUACAAAAAGUGCAGUCGUCUACAAGUCCAAAUGAACAGAGUCUCUCAUGCAAUACGCUACAUGGAAUCUUUACUAGGGGGCGCUGAAGAGCCAAAUAUGGGCCUGAACGUACCCCACUUUGAUCUACCAACCGCAAGGCCACCCAGUUUUACUCAAUUACAAACUUUUUGUGAGUUGAUGCUGAACACGAUGCUUUCUGUAUCCCACGGUGUCUAUUUCAAACCAAAUUUGGAACAAGAAUUAGAAAACGGACAUUCUGCUCUCAUAAGCCCUUCAUUAUGUGCAACAUUUUUUCAAAAUUUAAUCUGUACUGGAAAUCCUAGACUCAAGGUGCAAGCCAAUUGCCUUCUUCUGUCAUACUCAUCACCAUUUCCGUGGUGGGGCGAUUUUAUCGCUGAAACUUUGGUAAAAACUUUGGCGACACGAACAUCAGAUGCAAAACAUUCUUCGAAAGAUCAUAUGUUCUCUAUUUUGCUUGUACUCGGCCAGCGCUCGCUUGCAACGUCUCAGAAAGCUGAAAAUUUGAUUAAAAGUUUAUUGAAACUGCUGGAAAAUCUUUUCAUUAAGGCUGGAAAUGUUUCUUCGCCACAGAAUCUUGAUAUGGGAUUAUUAACUUGGAUUUUGCUGUAUGCGUCGCACAUGAUUGAAACAAUUGCAGUUCAAAAUGAAUGUUUUAUGUCUGACAGCACUUCCGAGUCACAGUCUGGAACAAAUGCCUCAAAAUCUCAAGAAAAAGCCACGACCGAAGCAACAAAUGUCACAACCAUGACACCGCCCAUGGGAACCAAUGAAGCUGGAAUCUCAAAAGCUUUUAUAAGCACUUCAAAAACUACAACUGUACCAGGAUUGGCACCAAAUCCUAUCUUAAAUUUAAUGGGCCCGGAUGCAAUGACUGGUGGCAUCAUAAUGCCAUCCGAGGCACCUUCAACCAGUUCUUUGGCACCACCAAAAGUCAUGCCACCACCAAAAGUCAUGCCACCCAAACCACCAACGAGCACAUCUAAAGAAUCAAAAUCGAAGAAUAGAUGGAAGUUUAUCACAGUAUCAGGCGACGAAGGAAAUAGGAAAUUGUCCGCUAGCUCUGGCUAUUUGAAGGUUCUUACUUCAAUGCAAGCUGUCCUCAAUCGUUUGAAAUAUCAUCGGGCCGAACUUGUCCGGCUUUUCGAAGAUAAGACUGCAUUGAUCAUAAGGUCGAAAACUAUGAAACAGGCUGGCAAACCUGAUGAACACAUACAAGCAGGAAUCGAAAAGUUAACUUCCAAAGCGAAUGAACAUUUACGAGGGAUUGUUGGUUUCAGAAGAGCCCUUGAUAGAAAGACUGUGCUACAUCAAUUGUUUAAAGUGAAACCAAGUGAUGGGCAAAAACAUUUAGGCGCAGAGAACUUACCAUGUCUGACAGAAUUCGUGAAUGUGUCUGUGGAUUCUUGUCGCAUUGUUGUACGUAAUGUGCUUGGUUUGCUGCUGAAAAUGGAUUUUAAUGUUCCUUCUGAUUUUGUAGUUCUAGCUUGCAAGCUUUCAAGUCAAUUGUGUCGUUGGAGCAGCUCUCAAUGUGUCUACAAUGCGCGUGAAAAGUCGCAGUCAGAGGGCGCUAGAGUUAUACCCCUUCCGCUAUUCGUUGCAGGACUUGUAUCACCUGACGAAAUGAGAAAAUUAAUUUUUUUAUCAACUGGGGGUACUCAAUAUGCAAAUUCGAAGGGGAAUUCCCAUGCUGGUUCCACUAUCUCACCAGGACCUUGGCCGAAUCACGCGAUUCUAAGUUUUCUACAAGACGCAAUCGAGUCGGAGAAUUUGGCGAUCGUGGCUUGUGAAAUGCAGCUGUACCCCAUCCAUUGGUUGAAGUUGCAAAAUUUAAGAAAAAGAAUGAUGAAUGAGGCUUUGGAGCAGAUGUCUGCAAGUACUUCUGAGGCAAAUACUUCUCAAACUUCUGCAAAACCGGAAGAAAUGGCAGAAAAUAUCAAAAACACAGAAAAAUCAUCCGAACCCUCUGAUUUAAUUGAAGAAAGCGAAAUGAUUGAAGACAAAAAUGACGAACACGCUAAACGCUUGACUCUCGUUGACACCUACAUAUCAUCAGCUGAAGAGUUUAUUAACGAUAUUAAAAGAAUCAUGGUACAACAUGGGGAGGACCCAGAUAUUGGAAGUGGAGGGGGAGGGGUGAAAAGUUCUGAUUCUGCUCCAUCUCCCAAGCUGAAGAAAACUGAUUCAUCGCCUUCACCAAAAGGCCAGGUUUACAAGCAAAUGCGAUACAUAUCAAUCCUUCGUGCUGAGAUGGAUGGAAUUGACGUAAAAAUGAAAGUGAAAAAAUCUCCUCAGGCCUCCUCAGUGGUUUUUGUCAAUAAUUCCUCAACGAAUCCGAUGUCAUCAUUUUUAAAAGAAAUACGAUUGACCGAUGUUAAAACUGGGAAAAAAGGACAAAUGAACUCAACUGGAGCAAACAGACAGUUACUCUGUUCUCAUAUUUACGAUUCCAGAAAGAUUCAUGGUAUAUCGAGGCAAUGUGAAUUAAACCAGAAGUUAUGUACAAUGGGAUACUUGAAACUGAUAUCAAAAUCUAUCACUAACCCUCCCACUAUGGUACUUGAAGAUGACAAACAUAUAGAAGAGAAUAUGGAUACUAAACCACAACCUGUACCGCCGUAUCCUCUGAAAACGUUUAAGAUGCUCCAGCAAUGCUUUCUGUCUAUAUUAGAUGAUUCAGAGUCUCACUCCGUUCAUUUGCCUUCAUUACUGGAACUGAUCAUGCUGUUACAGAACUGCUACAGAGACGUUAAACUUUCAAGUGAAUCAACUGAUUCAGAGCUCAUGCAUUUGCUGUCACUAAAGGGCACUAGAGCAUUGUUAUUGUCAGUCAACAGUAACUAUGGACACAAUUUCCAUAGCAACCCACAAAUUUGGAGCUUGGUAUUGAACCUCAUUGGACCACUUCUAGAAGGCCAUAACCGAAUAUACAGCAAACCAUUGAUUCUUCGUGAACUCUUGCAACCUGAAAUUGACCUUGUGCCAUUCUUUUUCAAUAUGCUUUCAUCCAAGAUGGCAGCAUCGAAUUCCAGCAGUCGUAGUUUCAAUCAGUCGAUAUCUUUGCUGGGAACAUCGACUUGUGAAAGUUUCACAAAAUUGCUUUCAACUUUCCACAACAUUGUUAUAGCUUGCAAAGAUAUUGAUAAAUCUCAUACAAGACAAAUUCCACAGCUUAUAGUUGAGUAUAAAGACAUGUUAUUGCUGACAUUAUCUGAACUUUGUCGUGUUGAUGCGAUGGGAUUUACGUCAGUAACUCCGUCUGAUGCACAAAUUGUUCUUGUGGAUGCAGUGCUUGAAAUUAUCACAAAUGAAAAAUGGGCCUGGGAAUUAAAAUUAUGGGAAAAAGACGUUGAAAUCCUUUUAAUGGUCAUCAAAAAUGUCACAGAAAAUUCUUACAAGUACCUUCAAUGGUCUGAGAUUGCUGUACAAGGGGAUUCUGAUCAAGGGGUCGACCCACGUUCAUGUAUGUCUGGAGCUUUAUCAAGCAUAUUAAACAACCCAACAUCCAGCAGUUUUCCAUCCAAGAUUGAAUCUCCAAGGGAUUCUUUAAUGUUAAAGUUGCUGAAACUCUGCUCUGAACUGGCUUGGUUUGUGGCGCCUCUUCAUCCUACUGCAAAUGUACAUCGAACUGCUGUCUUCCAAAUGUACGUGGAUCCGAGCUCCCCAGAAAGUGUUGAAAUGAUUGAUGAACAAAAUAAGGAAGAGUCGAUGGACGUAGAUAGCGAACAGCAAAAAAUGGACGUAGACGACGAGAAACCUACUGAACCAGUGAAAGUGGUGAAGAAGCCUCGUCCAUUCCGCACGGUUGCAGAUCAUAUCUUAGAAAACCAUGACAUGAUGGGAACGCUGCUGUCUAGUUUGGUUAUGUGCUCAGGAUCUUCAAUGUACUCAUUAUUCAGUGGUCGAGACAUCACACCCGGUGUUGUCAUAGAGAAAGCAGCUUCAUCUACUGGUGAUGGGGUGUAUGUGUUCUUGAGCGGACUUGUGGAUGCGGCCACUGACUCUUCAACACCUUUGAAAGCUAUAUUGAGAUACAUGAGCAAUGGAGAAUUGGUGGAUGGAAAAUAUGUCUCUGCAGAGGACUCUAUUUCUCCAACUUGUCAGUUAUCAAUGCCACUGUUAUGGUUUCUCCUUUCCGUACUCGAUACUUCAGAAAAUGUGAGCAAGUUCUGUGCACUAGGUGGAGCUAGACUAAUCGCUGAUUCACUUGUAGCCUCUGCUAAAGAGACGAUUGACCAAACACAUGGGCAGACUUCAGAGGUUCUUCGUUAUUUGACAGCGGCAUCAGAUAGAGCAACAGCUUUUGCUCCCCGUGCUCCUGUUGUUCUACAUAAUGAUUCUGUGUGGCCUGGGUUGCCAGGUUCAGCGGGGAAAACUGUUCAAAAAAUCACAACUGGCAGUCAAGGAUUCAAUUAUGCCCCUGUGAUACCAUCUGGCAACCCUGGUGUUAAAGUACUGACAAGUCCUUGGAAAGAAAAUAAAGAGUUUGAUUUUGCAGCUGUUGCAACAAUAAACUGCUCUGAUACUGCCUCCCAGCCUGCUGAUUCACUCCUGAAACCAAAAGCUCUUCACAGGCGUUCCCGAUCUCCGUCAUGGUCUUAUCAUUUUCCUACAAAGAGCCAUUGGGUGUCACUACAGCUUAAUUUUCCGACUGCCUUCAUUUUGAAAAGUGUGAAACUUAUACCUAUGACAAUGUCACUAUCGACUACGCCAUCUGCAGUGAUGUUAGAGACAAAUCGUACAGGCUCAGAAACUACUCCAUACAUACCGAUAUCUGUUCCUCUUGCUACAAACGGACUCAGUCAAAUCAUUAUCAGCCCUCCAUCUGAUCUCGUUGUGGCUUCUCUGAAGAUUCACAUGAAAAGACCAGUGGACUCAUCUUCUAUUGGUCUGACCAGAAUAAUUGUCAACGGCGUUCCAAACUUCAUGAACUAUUCUUCAUCUUCUGGAAAUUCCGGCAACAAACUCAUCAACGACGCUCUCGGGCCUUUGAAUCAAACUUUUGAUCGACGAUCUACCAUGAAUUGGUUGAGACUUCUGCAUCAUUGCUUGACCAUUGAUGUUGCAAUUACACCUAAGCUCAACAAUGUCAUUCUUGAGGUCCCAGGUUUGAUUCCCACCCUGUGUGCCAUUCUACACCAGCCCAUCAUACCAAUGCACCAAACAGCUGUGGAAAUGGUUUUGCUUCAGUCUGGAACUUCAGAAAAAAUCUCGGAAUUGAUUAAUUGUAUCUUGAGAGGAUCUUCUGGCACAAGCCAUUUUCUUGGAGGUUUGUCUAAUGAAGCAACAGAGUCUUCUAUCAACCUGAUUUAUUCUUUGUGUAAAAAUCGAACAGGAGAUAUUGAGUUGAGAUUAUCAGAAAUGUUGAAAUGGGUUUCGGACUGUUUUCUGCUUUCCAACCCAGAGGUCAUGAGUUUGAAUCCCCCCACUGCCAAUUUCCAACACAUACAUGCUAUAGCUUGUGGCUUAUGGUCAUGUGCAGGUACAGCUGACGCCAAGAAUUGUGCAAAUUUGGAACUAACAAGAACUGUAUAUCAGUGGGCCCAGUCUCUACAGUCAAGCCAGUCCUCUUCUCUCUCAACUGGAUUUUCGAAUUCAUCUUCAUUGAAAAACUCAUUGGAUUGGUUGCUCUGUUGUUUAUGUCAUGUCAACAUGGAAAAUUAUGAAGCCGUAUUGAAAGAAAUGGGUUUAAACAAUAUGGAUACAACGCGUAUCCCAUUGUCUUCAGGACAGAUCAAGACAUUGACUAUUGUAUCACAGACUCCAGAAUGUAUAAAGAUACUGGGGAACCAAUUAAUUGUGCAAGCAUUAUCGAACGGACUUCAAAAAUUCUGUCAACGAGUGUUGGAAGUGUAUCAAAUAAACACAGCUUCAAUUGAGAUGACCUUUGACCUGGCCUCUGACCUCAUACUGGAAGUGAAUGUACAUAACGUGAUUGCAGUCGUCAACUUCUUCAGUGACCUCUGCAAUCUCCACAUUAUACAAGACUUUCUCGGAUCAGAUCAAGGCAUGAAAACAUGGCAGACAUUACUGACAACACUGCAUCAAGUUAUGUUGGUUUCAAACAGACAAAAUCUUUUGGGUACUCCUUCAUCAAGAUUGCCUCGCUAUCUCCUUUUGGAAUUGCAAGAAUCAACUAUAUGUUUACUGAAGCAAGUCACAAAAUGCAACGCUCGAAAUCAACAACUUUUCACUAAAACAUUAUGUGAUAUUGUCAGUCUCAACUCUGACAACACUGAAAAUCUUGGUCAAUUGACCGGCUUCGUACGCUCUCUGCUACUUCGUGUGGUACUUGAAGAUGAACAAUACAUCGUUAACUUGAUAUCAGGAACGGGACAGAAACCACAAAGAGGACAAAGUAACAGCCUAACAAGUGGAAGUUCUACUCUGCAUCAUCCAAUGUUUGCAACAGGACACAUGACUAGAACAUUUGAAGUUGGGGUAAGCAGUACAAUGAAGGAUAUAUGGUCCAUGGCUUCAGAUGCUCCAUUGGUGAUUGACAGAAUCCAAAAUAAACUGACAUCAGAUAGAAAGCAAAGUAAUUUGGGAACAACUGACAAUAAAAAGCCUGUUGCAACGUUCACACAACACCCAGGAAUGGCCAUGUCAUCCUAUGCCAGUGUGUUGAAACCUCAAACCCCGGCAACCAAGAUUGCUAAAGAACUGAACAAUGCCAAAGACUUCAUUGAUGUCUUAAUCAGCGGACAAAAUGCUCAAAAGAAAAGAAAACCUAAGACUGGCCAAUCUAAUAAAGAGGAACAGGCUUCAACACCAGAACCUACUAAGUUUGGAAUUCCAUAUGUCAGAUUGAAAUGUCCUUCACUUGACCUUGAAAAAUUGGAUGAUGAUGUCACAUUGUUGCAAGUUAUAUCUUGGCAAAAGGCCGAAGAAAAUCAGCCAUUCAUAUCAGUCAUGGAUUUUGAGUUCCAUCUCCACAAAGAUCUCAAAUCUCCGAUACUAAUAGGAGUAAAAGUUGGCGGAGAAGGCUCGAAUGUUGCCAUGGAAACAGGAGCGCCAGAGAGUAAAGAUGAAGAAAUGUUGAAUGAUGAAGUGGACGAUCCACAACCAUCAACAUCAAAUUUAAAACCAGAUGAAACUGAAUUAUCGACUCCUUCCACUUCUGCAACCAAAGAUACAUUUUCAUUGAAAAAAGAUUGUAUGAAGACAAUGUUAGAGGUUUUUGCCAGUCUAGGAGGACUUGCCCUUGUUGCACAAAGAUUACCAACCAUGACCCUUGACAUUGGUCACGAAUCAUCGAGCACCGAUGAUGCGAAACCGUCACCAAUGCAACCACCAAUAAUGUCUCACAUACAGCAUCAAAGCAUCGCAGAACAUUUUGGCCAUUAUGGCAGCACUGUACCUGGAUGGAUGGAAGAUGAGGAUUGGUUUGGGUUUGACAAUGAGUUGGAAGCAGAACUGCCAGAAGAAUUAGGACCAGUGGUGAAAAUCCAUCCGAAACCAGGCACGAAAAAGCCGCCAACUUCGGCGAUUGUAAGCACAACGUCGCAUCCCUGUGUACCAGCACACACGAUGUCAGCAUUGUGUUUGUUUUUACGUGUCCCCCACUUUGCAGAUGAGUUUUUAUCAGAACAGAAACAAGCCCGCUGUUUGCUACGUUUGAUGCUCGGAGUACAAGAUGAUGGACAGGGAGAACAAAUUUUGAAACUGGAUCUUGCGCAAUCAUUACCUAUGUUGCCAUUCACUGCGAUAUGUUCUCUAUUAUCGAAGCACGGACCCGACUCGGCGUCAGGGAUGUCUGUUCGUGAAGCAAUGACUUAUCAAACAACUUCUAUUCAUCUCGUACUAGCCUGCUUAUCAAGAUUCACUCAUAUUGAACCUAAUGAGGAUACGCCUGCUGGAAGGCUUCUAGCUUCUCUACUCCCAGAGCAAGAAACCGCGCCCAUCAAUGUUGCCCCGCCUUCUUAUAAAGGACCAAUCAAACCACAAGGAACCCCUAAGAAACCAAUGGUCAGUGAAGGCUUAAAGCAAACUGAGAAAAACUACUGGGCUAAAGGAACAGGGUUUGGAACUGGCUCAACAACCAGUGACUGGGAUGUUGGUAAUGCAGUAAAGAAACAGAAAAAAGAUGAAGGAUAUAUCACUGUUCUCCUGGAGGUCCUGGCCAACUUUGUGUGCCCAGAACCAAAGGUCGAAGGUGAAAGUUCAGAGGGCAAACAACCAAUUCCAAUUGAAGACAAAUUUGCAACUUCAAUAACUGAACUACUUUCUGCAUCUGGUUUGAUACCAGCUAUCGCCUCUUAUCUAAGAAAUGAUUCUGUACUUGACAUGGCUCACCAUGUUCCUUUAUACUGUUCUCUGUUGAGUGUUAUUCGAUCAUUUGCUGUUUGUCCCGUCCUAUGUCGCCUCCUGAUGGAUUCAAAGAUGACAAGCAAGCAAUCUCCAGAUGGCAGCAAAGAGAAAUCAUCAAGUUCAGAUUCAAUUCUCUCACUUUUGUCAAAAAUGAGGAAAUGUAUAGAUACAUAUGCAAGCAGGUUAAAAGCCAUUAAUACAACAUUAGAAAGCCAAGGAGAAGAAGGUUUGACAUCAUUUGUGUUGAACGUGCAAAAAACAGAAUCAAUGUUAACGAAGAUUGCUAAAGAACUCAAAUUGAAAGAUUCCCAGCGAGCACGGAACUCAAACUCAACAAGCAGCACAGACUCUGGACGUGCAUCGCCCUCCGGUGUGAUUAAACUUUCUCUCUCGUCUGAUUCGUUAGAAAGAAGAUACAUUGAUGACAUGAAACAAUUGCAAUUUGAUACUUCGGAAUUAGUGGUAGAAGAAGACAAUGGAAAACUGCGCUUUCCGUCUGGACAUCACUACGCAUCCCACAUCAAGGAUGCAGCAAAUGUUGCAGACGCAUCAAGGGCAAGAAGACUCGCACAAGAAACUGUGACGUUAUCAAACUCAUUGCCCUUGUCACACAGUUCCACAGUAUUUGUGAGAUGUGAUGAAGAAAGACUGGAUGUUAUGAAAGUGCUGAUAACCGGACCAUCUGAGACUCCGUACGCCAAUGGAUGUUUCGAGUUUGAUGUUUUCUUCCCUUCAGAUUACAACAAUUCUCCUCCGCUUGUUAACUUACAAACUACUGGAAACCACAGUGUUAGAUUUAACCCAAAUCUCUAUAAUGAUGGAAAGGUUUGCCUCAGUAUACUGAACACUUGGCAUGGAAGGCCGGAAGAAAAGUGGAAUCCACAGACAUCUAGUUUCUUACAGAUCCUAGUCUCAAUUCAGUCUCUUAUUCUCGUAUCGGAGCCUUACUUCAACGAACCCGGUUACGAGAGGUCUCGAGGAACGCCUGCUGGGAAACAGAGCAGCCAGGAAUAUGAUUCCAAUAUUCAACAAGCUACUGUGAAAUGGGGAAUGCUGGAACAGCUAAAGAACCCUUCACCCUGUUUCAAAGAGGUUAUUGAACACCACUUCUGGCUCAAACGAACAGAAAUCCUCGCUCAAUGUGAUCAGUGGUUAGCUGAUCUUAAACAACAAGCAAAUGAAAGACAUGGCCGCAGAAAUAUCGCUCAUAAUUAUACAGCAUUGCAGAGGCAUGUGACACAACUUCAAGCUUUAUUGACGAAAAUGAAAUGCCCUGAAGGUUUGGAGGACACUCAGGUGCAAGAGUUGGAGAACACCCAGGGUGAGACAACGCAAGAGUCAUCAAAAAACCAGGACAUGACAGAAAAUGAUGCCUCCUCUUCAGAGCAAAAUACAGCUUCGGAUAGUACGAAAGUUCAAGUUUGGGAAGUUUGAAAAUUGGACUUUAGCUUCACAGAGAGAACACGCCGGACUGUGAUUUACCUCCACGCCUCUAUAGGGGGUGGCACCCCUUCCCCCUUAUAAAUUUCGAACAUCCCCCUUAAUUUUGAGGUCUGACACCACAAUCUAAAUUUCUAAUUUAAAUAUAAUUGAAUAUUCAGAAAGUGGCUCAGAUGCUCGUGUAGAUGAUCAUGAAAAUACAACAUAGCAUUUUUAUGUUUUACAAAUAGUUUUAACACUAACAGUAAAAUUAUACCAGUUCUGUAGAUUUGGAAACGCUUCUCCCUAAAAUGAAAAGCUGGGAACACGGAUUCAAACUUCAUAGUGCUAGCUCUGUGUUACAAAAUUUAUGACUACAGUUAUACAGGGUCUCCAUAAAGUAAAAAAAAUCAAAAGGUAUUUAUUGCUAACCAAUGUCGUUUGUUGGCCUUUACAGAUGUAUUAAUUGAAAAUAUUUGAACAAUUACUGAUUAAAAAACAACAAACCUGGUUAACAUAUGUUGAGAACUGACUUCAUAACAGAAUUGAAAUUGUAAAGGGACUUUAUGGACACCCUGUAUCAUUACAAUAUUAUUAUGAAGCAGGUUCUUGUAAAUAUUUGUGAUGCGUUUUUAGUGCAAUUUUCUUUGCUUCUAGAAAGUUCCACGUUUCCUAGUCCUUGUAUUAUAGAAAAUAACUCAAAAAUAUUGGACCCCAUAAUUUCCUAAUUACUUUCUUCUCCCUGUGACGUGAAUAAAAAAUUCGGCACAAGAUGACGCACAACCUGAAUCCUAACCUGGUACACAUACUAUGUUCAAUGUUCAUAGACUUGAAAUAUUAUUGACUUCUUCUUUGAAUAAGAGUUAUGUUAAUUUUUAAAUUCAAAAAUCAGAAUUAUUCUCUCACACCAGUGUUUCCCAAACUUUCAUGAUUUGGACCACAGACUCUCAAAAUUUUUUGCUUUUCAAAUUUCAAUGUGGUUUCAUUAGUUAUUUCAUAAUGAUAAAGUAUCCUUUUGAAUCAGAAACUAACUGAAGAAGAAAUAGAUUUUUGCCUUUGACUCCAGGCAUGGAUGGGUUUUUGGUGUUCAUAGCAUCUCUGUAUAUAAUGCAAUUAAAAUUAUUUUGCAAUUUCGGCGCUGUCCCGAAAAUGUUAUCCCAAUUGUGUGAAUCUCAUUCCAUAUUAAUUCCCAAACCGUCAGCCAAAGGAUGUACAGCUAUACUGACACAAGAGCGUCGCUUCAUAUGAUUACUUAAUCCCACCACAUCUAUAUCUACUGUAACUCAAAACAGUGGAACAGAAGUGCUGAAAAUAGACAGGUAUAGGGCAUGACACUUUUGAAACACGUCUAUUUCGGCAUGAGAUGAUGUGCUACUAUCUAGUUUUUUAAUUUGUGUGUUCAGUAUAAUUAGGUGAUUUGUGAUUAUUUUUUCGUUCAAAAUGUGUAAAAUUUCUGCUUUUCGUCUUUUAUUAAUAAUUAAAAAAUAACCGGAAUAUAAA
Molecule: messenger RNA, 18790 nt
Organism: Styela clava
Lineage: Eukaryota; Metazoa; Chordata; Ascidiacea; Stolidobranchia; Styelidae
Source: RefSeq, a predicted model, not a curated record